GCUUCUGUCAUAGCAACGCAACGACAGUCUCGAGUUCACCAAAUCCCUUCAAGUUAUGAGUGAUAGCAUGGCGGCUAAUGCUGGGGGCGUGCGGGAAAGUCGGGACGUUUAAACAAUAUCACUAAAUCCAGAAGUAAUGGACGAAGAACGUGUCAUAAUGUGAAGUAUCAGCACCGCUACAAGUCCAGCAAAAAUCGAAGCGCGUACUUUUUAAUAUGGCUACUCCAGAGACGAGGCAAUACCGACGGGCCACGAUGAUAAUCAAACAAGAGCAGGACGACGACUCCGACGCGGAGGAGUCGACUAUUUCGUUUAAGAAAUCGGACGGACGCGAGUCGCAGAUCAUCCACAGCGGUCAUUUUAUGGUCUCUUCUCCUCAUACCGAUCACCCCCCAAAGAAAGGUUACGACUUCGACACCGUAAAUAAACAAACCUGCCAGACGUAUCACUUCGGGAAGACUAGCACGUCCCAUCUGUCUAUUGAUGCUUCCCUGACGAAGCUCUUUGAGUGCAUGACGCUGGCCUACAGUGGAAGGUUGGUGUCACCAAAAUGGAAGAAUUUCAAAGGCCUCAAGCUGCUGUGGAGAGACAAGAUUCGCCUCAACAACGCUAUUUGGAGAGCCUGGUAUAUACAAUAUGUAGAGAAGCGACAGAACCCUGUUUGCCAUUUUGUCACUCCUUUGGAUGGCAAUAUGGACUCAGGAGUACAUCGACCAACAGAGGCAAUAGCAACAGAAGGAAAGUACUGGAAAAGGAGAAUUGAAAUUGUCAUCAGAGAAUAUCAUAAAUGGAGAACAUAUUUCAAGAAAAGAUUACAGAAGCACAAAGAUGAAGACCUGUCCAGCCUUCUUAAGGGCGCGGAGGAACAGUUUUUACUCUUUGGGGAAGUGUGUCCAGACACCUGCCGUGUCCUCUUGUGCCAGGAUGAGGAUGUCAGUGUGGGAGGCCGUCGUAGGUCCCGCAAGAGUCUUGAUUCACCUGUUCCAAUGGAGAUGGACUCGCUCUUCGACAUGGACGUGCUCAUGUCUGAAUUCUCAGACACACUCUUUUCCACACUGGCCUCUCAUCAACCUGUAGCAUGGCCCAAUCCGAGGGAGAUUGCCCAUGCAGGUAAUGCAGAUAUGAUCCAGCCAGGCCUCAUCCCACUCCAGCCCAAUCUGGACUUCAUGGACACUUUUGAGCCGCUGCAAGAUUUGUUUCACACCCUGCGUCAGCCAGCCUUCCCCUCCACUUCCCCCACUGCCCCAUCUGUCACUCCCUUAACCAGCAGCAGCUCCCAAACACAGGCUCCUUUGCUGUCAUCCAUGCGGCUCUCCACAGAGCUUCCCUCUGUGCCACUGGACUACCGCCUCAUCCCCUCUGCUCCUUUGCCCAGCCACCUCUCAGUCUCCAGCCAGGACAAUGGUAACGCUGGUGGCCCAUCCUACCCACAAACCUACAUGCCUCUUUUCUCAGAGCAAGUGACCCCCUCCGUCCCAUCACUCCUGCCACCGCCAGCUCCUCCUCUCCCACCGGCCCCACAACCUCUCCAGUGUGGAGGUGUUUCUGCAGUUACUACAGUCCCCCAGCCGGUCCCAAGCAUCCCAUCUCCAUCCGUAAUAACACACACUACCCCUUCCACAGUAACUCCCACUGAUGCAGCCACUACCUUCAGUCACAGAACAAGCUUUGAGCUGCCCCCUGCACCAUCUCCACAGCCUGCAGCCUCAACCUCUGCCUCACUCAACUCACAGCCAGUCAACUUUGCCUUGCCCAAAUCCAUUCUGCCCACUGUCUCUAGCAAAAAGGCCAGACAUCCACAGAGACCGAUUGUCCCAGCCAAUCCGCUGCCAUCUCAACUCAUACUCACAGGUCCCACCAGUGCUGUCAUUGUCACUCCGUCCCCUCUCAACUCUGAUGUUGUCCCCACCACUGGUAUGGUCAUUGCCUCCUCCAGUAUUCCUUGUGGUUCUGCUGGUUUUCAUAUUCUCCCUCAGACACAGAAGUCGCCGCAACUAAUCAUACCCAAAGAAGAAACUACCACAACUAUGUCCAACAAGACAGCAGUGCAAUCAACAAGUACAGUACAUGACGGUCGAGUCUCAGGCCAAGGUUCACCAUUGGGAGCAGAACAGGUACCGAGCCCCCAGUCACCUCUCAACCCCAGUGCAGGCAUGGGCAAAAAUGAAGCCAGCCAGGGGGAACUAACAACUCUCUUAACUGGCCAACUGAGCAAGAGCCGCAGAGUGAAUCACAUAUCUGCUGAGCAGAAGAGGCGAUUCACCAUAAAUGCCUGCUUCAAGACGUUGUGCAAUCUUGUGCCGACUCUCAGGUCUCAAUCAAAUAUUAGUAAUGCUGCAACACUUCAAAAAACAGUUGAUUACAUUGGCAAACUGCAACUAGAGAGACAACAGAUGCAGGAAGAGACCAAGAGACUGCGAGAGGAGAUUGAGGAGCUUAAUACAUCUAUAAGCUUGUGCCAGGAACAGCUUCCUGAUACAGGGGUUCCCAUCACACGCCAUCGCUUUGACCACAUGAGGGAGAAGUUUGAUGACUAUGUGAAGAACAGAACUCUUCAGAACUGGAAAUUCUGGAUCUUUAGCGUCAUUAUUCAGCCUCUGUUUGAGUCCUUUAAUGGAACAGUGUCUACAACCAACAACAAAGAGUUGUGUGAAACCACCAUGCAGUGGCUGGAUCGGUACUGUUCCCUCCCAGUCCUCAGACCUAUGGUACUCAGGACGUUACGACAGCUCUGUACCAGCACCUCCAUCUUGACCGAUCCCUCACUUUUGCCUGAGGAAGCUAAAAAGGCUGCUCUCAACCCCAAAAAACAUUCCUCAGGAUCAUAGGCUCAAUGUGAUUUUAGUUUUUAUUAGCUGAGGCAUGUCAGUCUUGAAGGAGUCUUGACAGCAACACUGUGGUGAAGUCUUUACUUUGUUGUUACUCACUGAACUCAUUUAACUCCACUCAAACUGGUGGAAAUGCAAGAGAACUGCUUGAUUGUUUGCUUUAAAUCUGUUCAUAGAAGUGUUGUGGGCAUGAAAUGGUGAUCUCAACGUACAUGGUCAAACCCCUUUUGUAUGUUUCUCUUAUGUACAGGAAUGAUACUUCAUAGAAGUGGUCACUUAGCAUUUAUCUAAACGGGACAGUCUUUAAAAGAGCAAGCCCCCUUUUCAACAUUUGAACAUUUUAUUUGAAAAUAACAAAGCAAAGGCAAUCUCUCUUGUUUACAUGCAGCCUCUAGAGAGCCAUACGGCUGGCGUGUCUUUGUGUUUCUCAGACUUCAUUACGUUUCACUAGAGCUGUUGCCUUUAGACUUGUGGAUUUUACCUCUCAGGGUGUUUAUUUUCGUAUAUUUGGGUGUCUUCAAUAUUAGUGCUCUUAUUUUGAAUAUUUAGUGGAGCCUCACCCUCAGUUCAUCCAAGAACUCUACAGCACCACUUAACAAAUACCAGGAUCAAGACUGGCUUUUUGAAGUGCAUGGACAUGUAAAAAGUAUGAGUUAAAAUUUACAAAUAGAACUACAACCACACAUUUAUAUUCUUAUGAUAAGGCACAUUUGUUGUGCCUUAACUCAAGUAGAGCUAUAGAAGAAAAGGUUGAGCUAUAGAAGAAAGCAGCCCAGUGAGUUGUGCACUGUGUAGUUUUAGUUUUUUUGCUGUAGGCCAGGGGUCACCAAAGUUGUUCCUGAGGGCCGGUGUCCUGCAGAGUUUAGCUCCAAUCUUAAUCAAACACACCUGAACCAGCUAAUCAAGGUCUUGCUUGGUAUACUUGAAACUUCAAGGAAAAUUUUGAGGCAAGUUAGAGCUAAACUCUGCAUGACACCGGCCCUCCAGGAACAACUUUGGUGACCCCUGCUAUAGGCUGUUAUUUUAGGCAUAUAAUGAUCAAAAAAAUAAAAAACUUUUAAUACCAUUUAAUAGGCCUUUCAAGAGCAUUUUAUUUUUUUUCCUUGGAGGAUGUCAGCCACCUGAGUAUUACAGUUCACCUUAAAUGGCCACAGGUCUGAAAUGUAAGGACAUGCAUCUAUUGUUACACACAGUGUUUUUCACAGUGUGCUUUGAAUGUUGAUUUGCGCUCUGUUUUGUUUCUGCAAAAACUGAAUGAACCUUUCCAACUCUGGACUGUUCCCAGUAAUAAAUGAUUUUGCAUUCA
Onychostoma macrolepis is the source of this 4134-nucleotide messenger RNA. It is a transcript of the gene mlxip, whose product is annotated as MLX interacting protein. Gene Ontology annotation, molecular function: DNA-binding transcription factor activity, RNA polymerase II-specific; protein dimerization activity; RNA polymerase II cis-regulatory region sequence-specific DNA binding. The transcript has 18 exons. NCBI's taxonomy places the organism in Eukaryota, Metazoa, Chordata, Actinopteri, Cypriniformes, Cyprinidae. The record is from RefSeq and is a predicted model, not a curated record. Gene Ontology annotation, cellular component: nucleus. Bases 216 to 2828 code for a protein of 870 amino acids. Gene Ontology annotation, biological process: regulation of transcription by RNA polymerase II.